UUAUGGACUCUUCUGAGAUUAUCUGCGAUGUUGAAAUGAAGUAACUCAAGAUGAGCAAGUUAAAAGUGAUAUCAGAGAAAAGCCUUACCAAUAAUUCUCGGAUCGUGGGACUCCUGGCUCAGCUGGAGAAGAUCAAUACUGAAUCCACAGAAUCAGAUACUGCCAGAUAUGUUACAUCAAAAAUUCUUCAUCUGGCUCAAAGUCAAGAAAAAACAAGGAGAGAAAUGACAGCCAAAGGUUCUACAGGAAUGGAAGUUCUGCUGUCAACCCUAGAGAACACGAAAGAUCUUCAAACUACACUUAAUAUCUUAAGCAUUCUUGUUGAGCUGGUGUCAGCUGGUGGAGGUCGAAGAGCGAGUUUCUUGGUCACCAAAGGUGGUUCACAAAUAUUGUUGCAGUUACUUAUGAAUGCCAGCAAAGAAUCUCCCCCGAAUGAGGAGUUGAUGGUGCAGAUUCAUUCUAUUCUUGCAAAGAUUGGACCUAAAGACAAAAAAUUUGGAGUGAAAGCUAGAAUUAAUGGAGCUCUGACUAUAACCCUGAAUUUGGUCAAACAGAAUUUGCAGAAUCAUCGCUUGGUUUUGCCUUGUCUUCAGCUUUUACGAGUAUAUUCUGCCAACUCUGUGAAUUCAGUAUCCUUAGGGAAAAAUGGAGUUGUGGAGCUGCUGUUUAAAAUCAUCGGACCAUUUAGUAAGAAGAAUUCGGGUCUCAUGAAGGUUGCUUUAGACACUCUUGCUGCAUUGCUAAAAUCAAAAACAAACGCCAGAAGAGCUGUAGACAGAGGAUAUGUCCAAGUCCUUUUAACAAUUUAUGUAGAUUGGCACCGCCAUGAUAACCGGCAUAGAAACAUGCUCAUUCGGAAAGGAAUUUUACAGAGUUUAAAAAGUGUUACAAACAUCAAGUUGGGAAGAAAAGCAUUUAUAGAUGCCAAUGGGAUGAAAAUUCUGUAUAACACUUCACAGGAAUGUUUGGCAGUCAGGACCCUUGAUCCUCUUGUCAACACCUCCAGUCUGAUAAUGAGGAAGUGUUUUCCUAAAAAUCGCCUGCCACUCCCAACGAUUAAAAGUUCUUUCCAUUUCCAGUUGCCAGUUAUUCCUGUGACUGGGCCUGUGGCCCAGCUCUACAGUUUACCCCCUGAAGUGGAUGACGUAGUAGAUGAAAGUGAUGACAAUGAUGAUAUUGACUUAGAAGCCGAAAAUGAAACUGAAAAUGAAGAUGACGUAGAUCAGAAUUUUAAGAAUGAUGAUAUUGAAACGGAUAUUAACAAACUAAAACCCCAGCAGGAACCUGGACGAACGAUAGAAGAACUUAAAAUGUAUGAACACCUUUUCCCUGAGCUUGUUGAUGAUUUUCAGGACUAUGAUUUAAUCUCCAAAGAACCAAAGCCUUUUGUAUUUGAGGGCAGAGUACGUGGUCCUAUUGUUGUUCCUACUGCGGGAGAGGAAGCAUCUGGGAAUCCAGGCAAUUUAAAAAAAGGAGUUGUAAGGAAAGCAAAUGUGUCUCCUAAAGGAGAUGAAGGUGAUAAGAAGCCUACCUGUAUGGAUCUGGUGAAAGAAGAUAUUAAAGAUAAUGACAGAACAUCACAACAGCCUCUAGGUGAUCAAAACAGAACUAUUUCUUCGGCCCAGGGCUUAAACAAUGAUAUUGUGAAGGCCUUGGACCGAAUUACGUUGCAGAAUAUCCCUUCUCAGACAGCCCCAGGUUUUAAUGCAGGAGCGAAGAAGGACUACAGUCUCCCUCUUACUGUCCUCACGUGCACUAAAAGUUGUCCACACAUGGCCACUUGUGGAAAUGUUCUGUUUGAGGGAAGAACAGUUCAGCUAGGGAAGCUUUGUUGUACUGGAGUUGAAACUGAGGAUGAUGAAGAUACAGAAUCUACUUCAUCAGUGGAACAAGCAUCAGCAGAAGUCUCUGAUGGACCCACCCUCCACGACUCAGAUCUCUAUAUUGAGAUUGUGAAAAAUACAAAGUCUGUCCCAGAAUAUUCAGAAGUGGCUUAUCCUGAUUAUUUUGGUCACAUUCCGCCUCCAUUCAGAGAGCCUAUUUUAGAAAGACCUUAUGGUGUACAAAGGACAAAAAUUGCUCAAGAUAUUGAGAGGUUAAUACAUCAGAGUGAUAUCAUAGAUCGAGUGGUAUAUGACUUAGAUAACCCAAAUUACACUAUUCCAGAAGAAGGAGACAUUUUGAAGUUUAACUCCAAAUUUGAAUCUGGGAAUCUGCGCAAAGUAAUUCAAAUUAGAAAAAAUGAAUAUGAUCUUAUUUUGAACUCAGAUAUAAAUAGCAAUCAUUAUCACCAGUGGUUUUACUUUGAAGUCAGUGGAAUGCGACCGGGUGUUGCUUAUAGAUUUAACAUCAUUAACUGUGAAAAGUCCAACAGUCAAUUUAAUUAUGGUAUGCAACCACUCAUGUAUUCGGUUCAGGAAGCAUUAAACGCCAGACCAUGGUGGAUUCGUGUGGGAACCGACAUUUGUUACUAUAAAAAUCACUUCUCAAGAAGUUCAGUUGCUGCAGGUGGGCAAAAGGGAAAAUCCUACUAUACAAUUACAUUCACUGUCAAUUUUCCACAUAAAGAUGAUGUUUGCUACUUUGCUUAUCACUAUCCAUACACAUAUUCAACUUUACAGAUGCAUCUUCAAAAAUUGGAAUCCGCACACAAUCCUCAGCAAAUCUAUUUUCGAAAAGAUGUGUUAUGUGAAACCCUGUCUGGAAACACCUGUCCCUUGGUGACUAUAACAGCGAUGCCAGAGUCUAAUUAUUAUGAACAUAUCUGUCAAUUCAGAAACCGCCCUUACGUUUUCUUAUCUGCUCGGGUACAUCCUGGAGAAACUAAUGCAAGUUGGGUAAUGAAGGGAACAUUGGAGUACCUCAUGAGUAAUAACCCUACUGCCCAGAGCCUACGAGAAUCCUAUAUUUUUAAAAUUGUCCCUAUGCUAAAUCCAGAUGGUGUCAUCAAUGGAAAUCACCGCUGUUCUUUAAGUGGAGAGGAUCUGAAUAGACAGUGGCAAAGUCCAAAUCCAGAUUUACAUCCUACAAUUUACCAUGCUAAGGGACUGCUACAAUACCUGGCAGCUGUGAAACAUUUACCACUGGUUUAUUGUGAUUAUCAUGGCCAUUCCCGGAAGAAGAAUGUAUUUAUGUAUGGAUGCAGCAUCAAAGAGACCGUAUGGCAUACCCACGAUAAUGCAACUUCAUGUGAUGUUGUGGAAGAUGUAGGAUACAGGACUUUGCCUAAGAUACUGAGCCAUAUUGCCCCAGCAUUUUGCAUGAGCAGCUGUAGCUUUGUAGUAGAAAAAUCUAAAGAAUCCACGGCACGUGUUGUAGUUUGGAGGGAGAUAGGAGUACAAAGAAGCUAUACCAUGGAAAGUACUUUAUGUGGCUGUGAUCAGGGAAAAUAUAAGGUUGACCACAGUAUAUUAUUUUUCCAAAAUGUAAUGUCCUUUGAAUUCUCUUCAAAUACUGUAAAACAGUGA
Molecule: messenger RNA, 3467 nt
Organism: Leptonychotes weddellii (Weddell seal)
Lineage: Eukaryota; Metazoa; Chordata; Mammalia; Carnivora; Phocidae
Source: RefSeq, a predicted model, not a curated record